This is a messenger RNA of Trichoplax adhaerens, 1761 nucleotides long. RefSeq lists its product as uncharacterized. NCBI's taxonomy places the organism in Eukaryota, Metazoa, Placozoa, Uniplacotomia, Trichoplacea, Trichoplacidae. The annotation marks the transcript as partial. Gene Ontology annotation, molecular function: ATP binding; protein kinase activity. The record is from RefSeq and is a predicted model, not a curated record. The transcript is spliced from 9 exons. Gene Ontology annotation, biological process: protein phosphorylation.
GUUGCCUCAUCAUCAGAUUUUUUAUUUAAAUUAGCAGUGUUCAGUUACAAAGUGUUACACUGGAAUCUAAGCAACUUGACGGCAUUACUAAAUCUAACUAGCACAAGAUACCUGAAGAUGCUGCAUGUUUACACGUUAGAUAUGUCACGUUAUAUGAAAAUUACUCCCAAGAGAGUACGUUAUGUAAAAGACCACGAAAGAAAAUUAUAUAGUUGUUUACUCGAAAUAACUAGUGAAAAGGAGAAGGAGUUUAAUGAAGCCAUAAACGAAGCUGUACAAGGAUGGUCUAGUAGUAUAGUUGAAAAAGUCAUCAAUGUAGAAAUACCCAACGAUUUCCUUAAUAAAGAUAAUAAACCAAAGACUUGGGUGCAAUUACAACAUAUAACAAAGUUUGUGGAAAAGAUUGUAUAUGAUGAGCUUUAUAAGAAAAUAUCCUCAAAAAUUGUAGCAUCAAUCAAACUACUGCAAGAAUCUUUUACUGGAACAUUAAAACGUUGCGUAGAACACUUAGAAGUAAAUAAUAAUAAUCAACCUGCAGACCAUGAAGUAAUCCGAGCUAGCCGAGCACUAAAGGAAUUCUUGGAUGUAGCAUAUGAGGUCGACAUGCCGGUAUCCCAUACUACAUCCAUUAUUAAAGUCGUAUUGGAUGAAAUCAAAUCUACUUUUAAGUCUAUCAGAAGAGGUGAUUUACCGGUAAUUGAUAAGAAAUGGAAAAGUAACAUUGCGUUAGAAGCCUUACAAUCAAUCAAUAUAUCGCAAUUCACCAAACAAGCUUCCAACCAUUUAAAGCAAAGAAUUAAGAAAUCGCAUGAGACUUUCACCGCCGCGUUAACUAUGUUGGAAAAUCGGCACAGAACCAGAAUAACUACCACCGAGGAAAGAUUAUCCGAGGUUCGGACCUAUUAUGCGCCUACGCUAGCGCGUCUUUCUUUGACUAGCACUUCCUUAUACCAUCUGUGUAAGUACGGGAUUCCGCAGCGUGGUAGAGAAUUAGGUAGAGGACAAUAUGGAGUUGUAUAUGCCGUACAAGGAUCAUGGGCUGGUCAUGCACGAUGCUGUUUGAAGUCCGUAGUACCCCCAGAUGACAGACACUUCAAUGAUUUAGCCUUGGAAUUUCACUAUGCAAGAAAUCUACCACAUCACGAAAGAAUAGUGAGCUUCUAUGGUUCUGUUAUUGAUGGCUCAUAUAGCUCCCACAAGGUUGCUGUAUGUUUAGUAAUUGAAAGAUUGCAUCGAGAUUUACAUAGCGGAAUAAGGCGAGGAUUGACAAUAGAUCAACGUUUGCAGGUAGCUGUUGAUGUAAUUAGUGGUAUUCGAUUUCUUCAUAGCCAAGGAUUAAUUCAUCGUGAUAUAAAAUUAAAAAAUGUUUUGCUAGAUAAAUCGAACAGAGCUAAAAUUAGCGAUCUAGGAUUUUGCAAACCUGAAUCCAUGAUAAAUGGCAGUAUAGUUGGUACCCCUAUUCAUAUGGCUCCGGAAGUAUUUGAUGGAAAAUAUGAAAGUAGUGUCGACAUAUAUGCGUUUGGUAUCUUAUUCUGGUACCUAUGUGCUGGUAAGGUAACUCUACCUGAUGCAUACAACAACUUCAAAAGGAAAACGGACUUAUGGCGAUUUGUUGCAUCUGGUGGUCGUCCUGAAAAGUUACAGUUCUUUAGUGAUGAUUGCUGGAAUCUUAUGACGCUCUGUUGGUCAGAAAAACAAGAGCAUCGCCCACUUCCAGGCGUAGUUGCGAAGAAAUUGGAUGAAAUUGUUUCCAACAAAUGA